AUGGCACAUUGCCAGGGAGCAGCAAGGACCAGCGCCUGCCUCAGGGACAGGGAGCUGGCAACAUGGUGGACAGGGCAGGGGCCUCCCCAGUCACAGCCCAGGCCCAGCCCCGAGCAAGGCGAGCAGGGUAGGCCCAGGGGUAGCAGCCAAGGCCAGCCCAGAGCCCAGAUCACCAGGCAAGUCUGUGGUGACAAGGCAGGUCCGGGGCCAAGCCGGGAAGGCAGUCAGCCAGUCAGUGCCCGCACACAGAAGCCAACACCUUCAGGUUUCCAGACAAAUGAGUAUGCUGAUGCCCAACUUCAAGACAUUGUCAGAAAAAUGCGGGAAAGGGCAACAGUCUAUAAGGAAAAGCUGAAAGACCCAGUGCUGUCCUCCCCUGAAGGCACACCAUCAAAGAAGAAGCCUCCACCCCCACCAAAAGAAGAAAAAAAAGAAGAAAAGAAAGAGGAUGCAGAAGCAAAGCCAGAGGAGGAUCAUUACUGUGAUAUGCUGUGCUGUAAAUUCAGAAAACCUCCACUGAAAAAAUACAUGGAGUAUCUGCAGCUACCAGACAGCAUAGACUCAUACACAGAUCGCCGUUACGUAGCAUGGCUCAUGCUUGUGACAGUCGCCUAUAAUUGGAAUUGCUGGUUUAUUCCCCUUCGCUUUGUGUUUCCAUAUCAAACCCCAAGUAAUGUAAUAUAUUGGUUUACCAUAGACAUCAUUUGUGAUAUCUGCUACCUGUGUGACUUACUGAUUUUCCAGCCACGAGUGCAAUUUUUAAAAGGUGGAGAUAUAAUAGUAAACAGAGUGGAAAUGAAGAAAUUCUACCACAGCUCAGUGAAGUUUCGGCUUGAUGUGAUAUCAGUAUUGCCGUUCGAAAUGUUAUACUUCUUCUUUGGAUUUAACCCAGCAUUUAGAGCAAAUAGGAUGCUGAAGCAUAACACAUUCUUUGAGUUUAAUGAUCGUUUGGAAGCUAUCCUGGACAAAGCAUACAUCUACAGGGUCAUUCGAACAACUGGAUACUUGCUGUUUAUCUUGCACAUUAAUGCAUGCCUGUAUUAUUGGGCUUCAGACUAUGAAGGACUUGGCAGCACUAGAUGGGUGUACGAUGGCAAAGGAAACAUGUAUCUGAGGUGUUACUACUGGGCAGUUCGUACUUUAAUCACCAUCGGUGGCCUUCCAGAACCACAAACCCUGUUUGAGAUAGUUUUUCAACUGCUGAAUUAUUUCUUGGGUGUCUUUGUCUUCUCCAGCUUAAUUGGUCAGAUGAGAGAUGUAAUUGGAGCAGCUACAGCAGGACAGAACUACUACCGUUCCAACAUGGACAACACUGUCUCCUAUAUGAACACUUACUCUAUUCCAAAAGUGGUGCAAAAUCGUGUUCGAACCUGGUAUGAAUACACAUGGGACUCUCAGGGAAUGCUGGAUGAAUCAGAAUUACUGGAGCAGAUGCCAACCAAAAUGCAAUUAGACAUUGCAAUUGAUGUGAACUUUGCCAUUGUCAAUAAAGUUGACUUAUUCAAAGGGUGCGAUACCCAGAUGAUAUAUGACAUGCUGCUAAGGUUGAAAUCCAUUGUAUAUUUACCUGGUGACUUUGUCUGCAAAAAGGGAGAGAUUGGCAGAGAGAUGUACAUCAUUAAACAGGGUGAAGUUCAAGUCCUUGGAGGCCCUGAUGGUACAAAAGUCCUGGUUACACUAAAAGCAGGAGCUGUAUUUGGGGAGAUCAGCUUAUUAGCUGCAGGUGGAGGAAAUCGAAGGACUGCCGACGUGGUUGCUCGUGGUUUUGCCAACCUUUUCAUUCUGGACAAGAAAACACUCAAUGAAAUCUUAGUGCACUAUCCUGAGUCAGAAAAACUUCUCAAGAAGAAAGCAAAGGUGCUGCUGAUGCAGAAGGGGAAACCUGCUCCAGGACCACCAGUGCAACAACCACGGGGCUUGGCCAGUCUGUUUGGGCAGAAACAGGAAACUCCAAAAUUGUUUAAAGCGAUACUUGGAGGUAAAGGAAAAGAAGGCCUUUCUAGCCUGCUGCAGCUGAAGAAAGAACGAGACACUCAGGAAACUCACGCUGAAGCAGAGAAUAAGCCUAAACAAGAGGAGAAGAAACCCGUGGAGCCUGCGGCCUCAUCUGCACCCCCUGCACAAAAGGAAGAGCCGAAUGCAGAUGCUAAGCCUAAACCACCUGCAGUUUUGCACAGAGGAACCACUAACGAGUCACUGAUCAUUACUAUGUCUCCAUCCCCCAAAACAGAAGAAGGAGAGAUCCUUAAAGUUGAAGUUAAAGAGAAAAAAAAAUAA
Molecule: messenger RNA, 2277 nt
Organism: Aptenodytes forsteri (emperor penguin)
Lineage: Eukaryota; Metazoa; Chordata; Aves; Sphenisciformes; Spheniscidae
Gene: CNGB3
Product: cyclic nucleotide gated channel beta 3
Exons: 16
Coding region: 1-2277 (758 amino acids)
Biological process (GO): monoatomic cation transmembrane transport
Cellular component (GO): intracellular cyclic nucleotide activated cation channel complex; plasma membrane; photoreceptor outer segment
Molecular function (GO): protein-containing complex binding; cGMP binding; intracellularly cAMP-activated cation channel activity
Source: RefSeq, a predicted model, not a curated record